Theobroma cacao (cacao) is the source of this 610-nucleotide messenger RNA. Its product is annotated as protein GLUTAMINE DUMPER 5-like. NCBI's taxonomy places the organism in Eukaryota, Viridiplantae, Streptophyta, Magnoliopsida, Malvales, Malvaceae. The record is from RefSeq and is a predicted model, not a curated record. Gene Ontology annotation, biological process: regulation of amino acid export.
CCAUCAAAACCAGUUAGGAAAACAAGAAGUAAGAGAUAAAGUUUUGCAUAUCAAAAGAGAUGAGGCCUGCCAGCAACUCUACUGCAUCUGCAACUGGAACCGGUUUCGGGCACUGGAACUCUCCCGUUCCUUACCUCUUUAGUGGCCUAGCACUCAUGCUAGGACUCAUUUCUUUUGCAUUAGUCAUUCUGGCUUGUUCGUACAAAAAAUCUCCAUCCAAUUCCGCUCAUGAUGAAGCUGAAGAAAAGCCUGCCAAGCAAGUGAGCAUGCAACUAGAAAUGGAGCCUAAGAUUGUUGUCAUCAUGGCUGGUGAUGAAAAUCCUACGUACCUGGCGAAGCCGGUCUCUUCCACUCGCCUUAGUGAACAAGUUUGAGAGAGUUACAUGAAGCUUAAGGGGCAAAACUUAAAAGAGUAUCUUUUAUCUUUCAACCUUAAUUCCUUCAUCAUGGUUUUUUUCCAUAUAAUUCUUUUUGUUGUGUUUGUUUUCUUUUUCUAGUUCAGGUAUAGUUGCGGUUUUGCGGGAAUAUGUAAAUGUUGAUGAGCAUAUGAAAGAUGUUAAGCUCACCUUUUUUGUGGGUGUUUUACAAAUAAUCUUCAUUUGUUUCCUUU